Messenger RNA from Phyllopteryx taeniolatus (common seadragon), 4622 nucleotides. RefSeq names its product LLGL scribble cell polarity complex component 1 (gene llgl1). Bases 264 to 3455 code for a protein of 1063 amino acids. Gene Ontology annotation, molecular function: myosin II binding; GTPase activator activity. The record is from RefSeq and is a predicted model, not a curated record. The transcript has 24 exons. Gene Ontology annotation, cellular component: cytoplasm; plasma membrane; cortical actin cytoskeleton. NCBI's taxonomy places the organism in Eukaryota, Metazoa, Chordata, Actinopteri, Syngnathiformes, Syngnathidae. Gene Ontology annotation, biological process: establishment of spindle orientation; cortical actin cytoskeleton organization; regulation of protein secretion.
GGUCCGUGUGAACCGAAAGAAGGGGGAGCGGUGGUCAAACCAUCCCCGACCCAAGCAGAGCCAGAAAGACGAAAAAAGGAGGAGAAUAGCAGCCCGCAGUAGCGUCGCAGCCUCGUAAGCCUCGCGCUCAGCCUGCAUGGGUUAGCCGGCAAGCUAGUAAGCUAGUUUAGCUUGGUCCGACUACGCCGCCUGGGUGAUACCUGCUCCGGUCAAGUCCAGUCCGUGUCUACGCCCUCACUUGUGCGGCACAGCCCGGCUUCAAGAUGAUGAAGUUUAGAUUUCGUCGGCAGGGCACGGACCCGCAGAGGGAGAAGAUAAAACAGGAGCUCUUCGCCUUCAACAAGACGGUGGAGCAUGGAUUCCCACAUCAGCCCAGCGCAUUGGCCUAUGACCCAGAGCUGCAACUCAUGGCUAUCGGUACAAAGGCAGGAGCUGUCAAAGUUUAUGGGGCGCCUGGUGUGGAGUUCACAGGACUACACAAGGACACUACCGCUGUCAUACAAAUCCACUUCCUGCAAGGACAGGGCCGCCUGUUGUCACUUCUAGAUGACAAUACCAUUCACUUGUGGGAGCUGACUACCACAGCCCCCAGGCAGGUAGGAGGGGUUAGGAGAGAGGGUGUGGUCAUUCUACAGGAAGUGGGCAGCUACAGCCUUCCAGGAAGACCAGGCAUUGAGAGCUGCAGUACCACACGAGUGACUGUUCUCCUCCUGCUGAGGUCAUGUGACCUGCUCUGCAUAGCAACAGAGGGAGGGGGCGUGUUCUUCCUGGAUUUGCCCAAUCUGACACUUAAAGACAGCCAAACAUUGCUCCAGGAUCGAGUCACACAGAGCCUGCCAGAAGACUACAGAUGUGGGAAAUCAUUAGGGCCUGUGGAAUCUCUCCAGGAGCACCCUCGGCAAGCAGGGAAGAUUCUAAUUGGCUACAGCCGAGGCCUGGUGGUCCUGUGGGAUGUGAGCAGCCGUCAGAUAGACCAGUUCUUCCUUGGCAAGCAGCAGCUGGAGAGCCUGGUGUGGGAAUGUUCGGGAAACUUAUUUGUCAGUUCCCAUAGCGAUGGUGGCUACUCGGUGUGGACUGUUGCCGACGGCAACGCCAACAAUCAGCAGCCGGUGUCCUCUACCAUCCCAUAUGGUCCUUUUCCCUGCAAAGCUAUCAACAAAAUCCUAUGGAGGACAACAGAGACGGGCUCACCAGUGUUGUUGUACAGUGGAGGGAUGCCCAGAGCCAGCUAUGGCGACCGGCACUGUCUGACCAUUCAGCAGGACAAAGACCACGUCACCCUGGACUUCACUUCCAGGGUCAUUGACUUCUUUACAGUCCACAAUGUUGAGCAACAGAAAGAAUUUGAUGACCCAUCGGCACUGGUGGUCUUGCUAGAAGAGGAGCUGGUUGUGAUUGACCUCCAGACUCCUGGUUGGCCCUCUAUGCCUACUCCGUACCUGGCUCCUCUCCACUCCUCAGCCAUCACAUGCUCGUGCCACAUAACCAGCGUUCCUCCCAAACUGUGGGAAAGGCUGGUCAACGCUGGCAAAGCGCAGCAGGGCCACGAACGCGCACCCAGGAGCUGGCCCAUAUGUGGAGGGGAAAGCCUGGCCCCUCCCCCUAAACAACAAGAGCUGCUUUUGACAGGACAUGAGGAUGGCACCGUGCGUUUCUGGGAUGCUUCCGGGAUUGCUCUCACACCGCUGUAUAAACUGAGCACGGCCAACGUCUUCCACACAGAUUGCGACCCCUGCGACGAGCCUCAGGACCCUAGUGAUGACCCAGACAUGCAGCAGCAGGAGGAGGAAUGGCCUCCCUUCAGGAAGGUAGGCUGUUUUGAUCCUUACAGUGACGACCCCCGUCUGGGCAUCCAGAAGAUCAGCCUAUGCAAGUAUAGCAACAAGUUGCUGGUGGCAGGCACAGCUGGGCAGGUGAUCGUGUUGGGUCUGAGCGACGAGUGCUCGGACCACACAGUGGACGUCUCCGUGGUGGAUCUGCUGCAGGACAGGGAGGGCUUCACGUGGAAAGGCCACGACCGACUGGAGCCGCGCCUCAAACCCGCUCCUUUCCCAGCAGGCUUUCAGCCGCAGGUGCUGGUGCAGUGCAUGCCGCCAGCCUCGGUCACAGCUGUGGCGCUGCACGCCGAGUGGAACCUCAUUGCUUUCGGGACCAGUCAUGGCUUUGGCCUCUUUGACUACCACAGGAGAAAUGCCGUCUUGGCCAGAUGCACCUUACACCCUAAUGACUCCCUGGCUAUGGAGGGUCCUCUGUCAAGAGUCAAGUCCUUGAAAAAGUCUUUAAGGCAGAGCUUCAGACGUAUCCGCAAGAGUCGAGUGUCUGGGAAGAAACGCACCAUCACCGCACCCACCAGCAAGGUUCAAGAAGCCAACGCCGCCCUUGCUGAGCAUGAGGAAAUGGCUCCCAUCCAGCGAAGGAUUGAACCUCGAUCAGCAGACGACUCGUUGUCGGGAGUUGUUCGAUGUCUUUGCUUUGCCGACACCUUUCUGCGUGAUGGCACACACCACGGACCCACGCUGUGGGCAGGCACCAACUCAGGCAGUGUGUACGCCUACGCUCUGGAGGUGCCCGGCGUGGGCUCGGGACGCGGUUCCGAGCGAGGGGUCGCGGGUGAGACCGCCGCUUGUGUGGAGGCAGUGUUGGGCAAAGAGAUACAGCUGAUGCACAGAGCACCCGUGGUGUCAAUCUGCGUGCUGGAUGGACGCGCCAAACCUCUACCUGACCCUUAUGAAGCCUCACAGGACCUCGCCAGCGCUCCGGAUAUGUCCAAUCCUCACUCUGUGCUCAUCGCCUCAGAGGAACAACUCAAGGUGUUCUCUCUCCCUAAAGUAAGCGCCAAGACGAAGUUCAAGCUUACGGCUCACGAGGGCUGCCGGGUGAGGAAGGUUGCCCUGGUGAGCUUCAGCUCCACGGUUCAGGAAGACUACAGCGAGCACACGCUGGUGUGUCUCACCAACAUGGGCGACAUGCACCUCUUCAACAUACCUGGCCUCAGACCACAGGUGCGUUAUGACUGCAUCCGUAAAGAGGACAUCAGUGGAAUUGCAUCAUGCGUCUUCACCAGAAAUGGACAAGGAUUCUACUUGAUCUCCCCCUCAGAAUAUGAGAGGUUCUCCUUGUCUGCGAAGGUCUUCACUGAACCACUCUGCUCUGUCACACUGGCGCGACUGGCCAGCGAUGGCACGACGGCGCUGCCGCAGGCCAACGGAACACACAAGAAUCAGAUGGGACAAGCUGAAGGGCGAGCUGAGGAGCCCCCCAGCUCCCUGUCCUCUCCCGUCUCAGACACGCCCCUGGACUCCCCUCUUAGCUGUGCUGACACCACUCUAGAAUCGACCGGGGAGCUCACUGUGGAAGACGUCAGAGACUUCCUCACCACCGUGGACGAGGAGGAGAACAACCUGAAAAACAUCCAAGAGGAGGAAGGACGCCCUGCUGGCAUCCUCAUCAAUUAAACGGGGAGAGGCUCAGGUGCUCUUUGGAUGGACUUAAUUUCAGUGCUGGACCACAAACAUCUCAUCACCCCAUCUCAAGCCCACUGUGAAACCCUCCCACCUAUUCGCUCGGGCUGCAGUCUGGACUCCUCUGAGCCUGAAAUCCUAAUGGGAGGACUAAAACCACUCACCGAUCCCCCUCCCCCACUGUCAUCCUCGCCACGUAACUUAGGACCAUUAACUGCUCACUGUUAGGCGUCAUUCCAGAGAGGUUUGGCAUGACGUGCGUGUCAAUUUCUCGUAGUGGAGGCGACGGAUGCUUAAAAGUCGCAUCACUACCACUGACAAUAUGGUACAGGGUGGAAGAAAGCCUGGUAUGGAAGUUUGUGCAGCUGGUUUAAGAAGGUUUUUGUUAUUGUGAAGAUGGACGCCCAAUGUUUUUUUUUUGAUGGCUUUCGGACAAAGUGGAAGUUUGACGCUGGUUGUGUGAUUGAGAUCUUUGGACACCAUUUAGACAUUGAAACUUUGGCAGUGUGUUCAUACCCCCACUGUACACUGACGUGGUUAUGACAAUUAGCCUGACUUAAAAACAUCCUUUUGUUUCACGUUUUUAGCUUCUCGUUCUACAGCAGAUGUUUUGUGGUGCCCUUUGGGAAGUGUGGCAAGUUUAAGGUAAAGUGGGCUUGAAUGCAAAGUGUGCGCUACUGUGCGAGUGUUAAGAAUGCACCCAUUUGGCUUGCAUUGUGGGUAAUGUAUGCUGGCAGCAGAGCUUGAAUUACCAGUAUUUUUUCCCCUCAAACUUUUACUGUGUAAAAACAAAUCUAUGUAUGCAUACGAUGUCUUUAUCUAGGUUAACGUAUGACAUGAGUCACAUGUUAGAGCCUAAAAAAAAAAAAAAAAAAAAAGCUUCCAGCAUCUUUUAAUCACAAGACUGACAAGCCUAAAAAGGGACCUCACUACUAACUUAUCUCACUCAAGUAGAAAUUCUGCCAACUCUCCCUUUUUAAUUGUAACUUUAGUUUUGAUGUGUUUUCGACUGACGAAUCAGUAACCCUUCCAUGCUACAGCGGGCACACUUUUUUUAAUUCCAGUUUUUUUUGGGUCAUUCUGUUUUGUGAUUGGUAUUUUAAUAGCAUUUAGCAUUAGCAUUUCAGAUGAUGGAUUGUGAAUGUUAAUAAAAUGUACUCU